Phaedon cochleariae (mustard beetle) is the source of this 1923-nucleotide messenger RNA. Lineage: Eukaryota; Metazoa; Arthropoda; Insecta; Coleoptera; Chrysomelidae. The record is from the annotation of a GenBank genome assembly.
AGUCAGAAAUAGCAUUGUAUCGCGAGUAGUGUGCUGUGGUUGUCGCGAGCUGUGCUGUACGACUGUUUCGUGUUUCGUUAACGGCAUUGACCGGGUGCACGUGCCGCAAACAAAGAAAGAAGUGGCGCGAAAACCAACUGGAAAGUCAACCGUUUUUUUUUCACCUUCAUUUAUGAUACUGUAGCUGGACAUCAUUUUCAAAAUACGAAUCUUCCCGAUGCAACUGUGUACGACACACACUGUAUAUCCAGCCACAUAUAAUAAUUUUUGGUCAGUGACGUUUGGAUACAUAAUUGGUGACGUUUAUUCAAACAUCAAACAUCACUUAAUUAUUAUUGUACGUUCUUAUCGUGUCGCUGACUUGUGUGUUUACCUUCUUUAUCGAGUUUUUGCUAGCUGUAGACUAGAAACCAUGCCAGUAAAAAUGGAAACGAUCAAAAAGAAAAAAUACAAGAGCGGCAUCCGUGGAGGCAGUGCACUGAGGUCCGGAGGGGUGAUUGGCAGCGGCGGCGGAGGCGGCGGUAGUGGCGGCGGCGGCGGCGGCAGUAGAGUGUGCGGCGAAGCGAGACGCGCUUACAAGGCGGCAGUGGUGCCGUGCAAGACGGCCCGACGCCGGGCCCGUGGAAUGAGCAUGGGCCAGAAGGUGUCAGGUGGAGUGAAGGCCGUCAACAGGGACGUGGCCGCGCCCUACAAGCCGGUGAUACCGAGAGAAUUGGCACAGGAUUUCGCUCGUCCUCCCCGACUCGACAUGUUACUUGAUAUGCCACCAGCACUUAGAGAGACGCAAUUGAAAUACAGUUGGAAUCAGGACGACCGUUCUCUCAACAUUUUCGUAAAAGAAGAUGACAAACUCACAUUUCAUAGACAUCCAGUAGCUCAAAGCACCGACUGCAUAAGAGGAAAAGUUGGCUUCACGAAAGGCAUGCAUUGUUGGGAAGUAUGCUGGUCAACAAGGCAACGGGGUACCCAUGCUGUUGUUGGUGUAGCAACUGCAGAAGCACCUUUGCAUUCUGUUGGCUACCAGAGUUUAGUUGGGAGUACAGAUACGUCAUGGGGAUGGGAUCUAGGUCGUAACAAAUUAUACCAUGAUUCCAAAAACUGUCCUGGUGUUACAUAUCCUGCCCUGCUGAAACCUGAUGAAACUUUCAUAGUUCCCGACAAAUUCUUAGUUGUUCUUGAUAUGGAUGAAGGAACUCUUAGUUUUGUCGUCGAUGGUCAGUACUUAGGAGUUGCAUUCAGAGGUCUGAAAGGCAGAAAGCUGUACCCAAUAGUUAGUGCUGUUUGGGGACACUGUGAGAUAACCAUGAGAUAUAUUGGUGGUCUUGAUCCUGAACCUCUACCCCUUAUGGACUUAUGUCGACGAGUGAUACGACAACGUCUUGGAAAACAGCAUUUAGAAGAAAAAGUGAUGAGUCUGCAGCUACCGCAAGCCUUACAAACUUACCUCCUGUACAGAGACCAAAGAUAAUACAUUGGACUUUUUAGUGCAGUGGACUGUUUUCCAAUGACUGCUACCAAGUAGAAUUUAUUCAAGUAACCAAAUAAUUCGAAUUUCGUCGAUUGCAUUAUCAACUUAAGGACAAAAACAGAGUAAUUGACUUUUGAAGAUGUAUUUUAAUAGUUUUUACUCUGUGCUGUGAUUGUACGUGAAUCUCAAGGUCAGUGUUCGAAUAUAUAUAAAUAGCGUGCCCCUCAUUGCAUGGGACAGAUGUUACUAUUGGUUGAUCUCGGUGCAAGCUUUAUGCUCAUAACUGUUGGAGAGAACAUUGCCAUAUGGUGUAAAUAGUCGUAACUCAGUCUUCUAAAAAUUAUAUUCUCAAGCACAGCUUCCUCUGAAAUAUAGCUUUACAGAUUUUUUUAUCAAAUUUUGGACAAUGUGUACUCGAAAGAUUGCUCGACUUUUUUGUAUUAUAUUUUGUACAU